Messenger RNA from Merops nubicus (carmine bee-eater), 1312 nucleotides. RefSeq names its product TATA box binding protein (TBP)-associated factor, RNA polymerase I, A, 48kDa (gene TAF1A). The transcript is spliced from 9 exons. NCBI's taxonomy places the organism in Eukaryota, Metazoa, Chordata, Aves, Coraciiformes, Meropidae. The annotation marks the transcript as partial. The record is from RefSeq and is a predicted model, not a curated record. Gene Ontology annotation, biological process: transcription by RNA polymerase I. Gene Ontology annotation, molecular function: protein binding. Gene Ontology annotation, cellular component: RNA polymerase I transcription regulator complex.
CAUCUUCCCGUGAACACAAAUUAAACUUCAGGAAGAGCAAGGAAGCAUGUUUAAGUUACAUUCAGGAUGCUGUGCUACAAAAGCAGUGGAAAAAGGCUGCAGAGUUUCUGUCCUUCUAUGUUGAGUCACUAGAGAAAGACUUUUCUCGAGAACCUGUGAAUCCAUCAGAGAUUAUUUGGAGGAUGGGAACUGAAAUUUUGUGCCAUCAUUCUCAUAGCAGUACGAAAGAGUUCAACUCUUUCAUAGAGCAGAUGAAAACUUUAGGAGUGAAAAGGUAUUUGAAGGUUUGCUUAGAGCACACCUUUCAUCUCCUUUGUAACGGACUCGUAGAUGAAGCUUACCAAAACCUGUGCCAGGCAGAGAGCUGGAGGUUUGGAGAACAAACAGCCAUUCAGGCUAAAGAAAUGAAGCUGAUUCAGGCUUACAGGGCACUGUUGGACUACUAUAGUUGGUCUAAGCAGAAGAACAUCCUGUUAGAGCAUGGUGAGGAUGCAUUUGAAGACUUGUCUGUUGAACAGGAAAUGCACAGUUGCUUUCGGAAGGCAGCAGUGAACUUAAAGGAGAUUAUUAAAAUACCUGGAGUCUGGGAUCAAUUUGUGAAAUGCUAUGUGGAUUUGUUGGAGUUCUACGGAGACCAUAACGAAGCCCGCCAAGUGUUAAAUGAAUAUGCCUACAACUCAAAGUUCCCUGCUAACCCCAAUGCUCAUGUUUACCUCUACCAGUUCCUGAAGAGACAUGGCGAAUCAAAGAAGGCGCUUGUAUCUGCACUGAAGAUCUUGCACGAUAUUGUUCCUUCUCAUGAACUGAUGAUAGAUUUUAAUACCAUGCUUCAAAAAUCAAAGAAAAGAAAAAAACGUCGCCUGGGGCUAGAAGUUAUUUUUGCAGCCUUGGAUUAUGCUGGCUGGAAGGAAAAUGUAAAAGCGUGGAGCUGUUUGGCAAGACAGGUGAAACAAAUUGUAAUUUCUGAGAAGCAUCUUGACUGGAUCAAGCAAGAGUGGAACUCCAGAAAGGACUGGUGGCCAGCCUUCCAUUUUAGCCAUUACUUGGCAAAAAGGAAUUGGCAGGAAAGCGAAAGCCUUUCUUACGAAAAAGCUCUGGUGGCUGGAAUCUUACUGGGAAAGGAUUGCAAGUACUUCAAAUAUGUAUCACACCAAGGCUGCAAAGCUCAGGUGAAGAGGUUUCGGAUACUGAAGAAGUUUGUGAAUAAGCACAAUCUUGUCUAUGUGAGAAUAUCUGGUCUUUCAGAUUCCUCUGUACAGCCUUGAUGAGAAGGCAUCCUUAAGGUUCUUGCUGUACUGCUUCCUCUGUGAAA